Messenger RNA from Oxyura jamaicensis (ruddy duck), 7821 nucleotides. RefSeq names its product transforming acidic coiled-coil containing protein 2 (gene TACC2). Lineage: Eukaryota; Metazoa; Chordata; Aves; Anseriformes; Anatidae. Gene Ontology annotation, biological process: mitotic spindle organization; cell population proliferation; cerebral cortex development. Bases 259 to 7323 code for a protein of 2354 amino acids. Gene Ontology annotation, cellular component: cytoplasm. The transcript is spliced from 21 exons. The record is from RefSeq and is a predicted model, not a curated record.
CCACCGAGUGUUGCUUGCUUUCACACUGAGACAGACGACAAAACUUCGGGCCAGCCAGGCUCUAAUGGGGCUGAAGAGGUUUGUUUAGCUGGGGCACACAGCCCUGAGAACAAUAAUGUUCUGCAGAGUAAGCAGGAUGAGUCCCGGGAAGAGGCUUUUCCUAGAGAAGCCACAUUAGAAACUGGGUACAAACCGGAGAGUCAAGGCAAGCCUGGGAGCUACGGCGAGUCAGAAGAAAGCACAAAAACAUCCAAAACAAUGCUUGAACAUCAGGGCUUCAAUGAAUUGGCAGGGCCUGUGGGUUGCAUUGCUGUUCAAGCUGAGGAGGACCCACAAGUUUCGGAAACCGAAGAGCAGAGCGGGCACCUCAGCGACGUGCCUCGCAGCGAUGCCGCGUGCAGCACUGCUGGGGACGGCAAAGAGCACGAGGCUGCUGUUCACCAGGAGAAGCACCACGCUGCGGUGGGGAGCUUUGUGGAGGACAAGGAUUUGGCACUGAAAACAGAGCACAAGUCUGGUAUGCUGGUGCAAGAUCAGCAGGAGCAAGGGGCUGCAGAAAGCCGUGGAAACGCAGCGGUGGCUCGUGCUGGAGUUGGUAGGGCAGAGCUCAUCCCUCAGCCAGCACAGGAGGAAGCAGUGGGUGAUGGCAUCAGUGGGGACAAGUGCAGCUCUUCGGUGACUCCAGAGUGCAGUGCUGGAGAUCUGCAGGAGAACGCAGAUGUUCCAGCUGCUCUUCCCCACGUGGAGCAGAUGGAGAAGUCGGUGAGUGCUGGUGACAGAGAACGGGCUUCGAAUGCAGGACACACACAGCAGACACACCGAAGCAGUCCGACAGGUGUCGCACGAGAAGAUGAUCAGGAACACACAGGAAGACCUCUAAAACCUGAGCUGGAGCUAAAGCAUCACAGCGACGUACCACAAACGCCUCUAAACAUUUCUGACAACCUUAAUAAAGAAUCUGCAGUGCCACGUCCAGCACCAGCCCAGUGUGACUCUGGCACAGCAGCAGAAGAGGAUGAGGAUGGAAGUAGUGCCGGGCUGCCAGAGGAGGGGUGCGGCCGUGAACACCUGCAAAACGUUUCUGGUGUGACCGUGCUUAAUUUGCAAGAUUGCGAGGAGCAAAACAAAACCAAUCUCGAGGCAGAAGAAAACUGCUGCAGUAAGCAAAACUCAGACAAGCUCAAGCAGGGUAAUAAUUCUUUGAUCUCGGCUAGUCAGCGUGAAGAAGCAUGUCAGAGUGAUACGUUUUCUAAAGAACCUGACAAGAAGGAGCAGCCAGUCAGCAUAUGCAGGAUAAAAGACAGCGCUGCUGAAAGCCGUGCUUCUGCUGUAAACGCUCUUCCAGGGACGCAGAAUUCAGCAAGUGCCACUAACAUAGCGCAGACUUUGCCAAGUGCUCCUGAAAUAGCACAUGCUUCUGAUAAUUUUGAGAAAAAUGAUCCUCAAAUAUUUAGCCCCGAAACUCAAGAGAAACUGUCGCUGAUGGCAAAAAGCUCAGGAGAAACCGAGGGUCUGGCUGCCGAUGGGGGACCCAUCCAGACAGACGGAAACGCGCAGAUAAGUUGUGAGGACAGUGCUGCUGUCGACGAAACAAGCAAUGUGAAAAGCGAUAAGAGUCCAGGGGCAAAAGGAUGUGGUUCGCUGUUACAGGCUCACGGGGAAGCAGUUCCCGCUGAUAAGCCUUAUAAACCCAGCUGCAUUCAAAAGACACCAGAGGAGCCUGGGUUUUGUCAAGCAAAUUUUACAGCCCCCCCUCCGCUGACCUCUGCAGUCAAUCACCCCAGCCAGCAAGCUGGGAGCAGGGCGAACAAGGGCACCGGGGGGGAAUUACUAAAUAAUGAGCUGGGAGCCGUAGCAUGCCAGAGCGCCUUAGAAAGCAACUCCAAUUUGCAGAUGGCUGCGGGUUCUCAGGUGUCUGUGCAUUUCGGUCCUUCACCUGGGGUAAGCACAGGUAAAAGAGCCAAGGCAGAACACAGCUCUGCAGGGGGCAGGCAUGUCAGCGACAAAGAUGUUCCAAGCCAAAGUUUUCAGGGAGAAGGAGAGAGAAGUGUAACCCUGCCAGAGGCUUUAAAUGUGGGGCAGAGUUCGGGAAACUUGUCGCAGUUUAAUUCGGAGAAGCUGAAGAAAGAGCUAUCUGCAAUUAAAUGCAAAGAAACAAAAGGUGAUGUAAACUUCAAAGCCCAGCAGAGUGACAGUUCAGCAGAGGCUCUGUUCGCUCUCCCUGCUGCAGAAGGGAAGCUGCUGAGCCUUUCAUCUGUUGGUAAACAAGGCGGCUGUAAUGAGGAAAUCGCAACCGGUAUCUGCGUAGUUGACAAGUACGGUGUGAUCUUAGAGAAACCUGGGAACUUAGAAAAAAUGGAAGAGGUAUUAAAAGAGAAUAACAGCACAACCAGGGCAGAGAGCAGUAUUUCCAGGCAGUCUGCGGAGAAGGAGCAUGAGGUUCUGACUCCCAGCUCUCUGGGCAUCGGCUCCAGCCUCCCGGACUUCAGGGAGCACAUCAGCCAGAUAUUUAAGAAAACAGUCCACAGCACGCUGAGCGCUGAAUUACCCCAACUUGCGCCUGAAAACCAUGCAGGCUUCAAGCAGAGCACGGUGGCCGAGGGUACGGCGCAGCUGUGCGGUGCUGAGAACUUUUCAGGAUCGGUCGAGGGGGGCAAAGCAGCUCCUGAGGGUACCUGGGAAGCAGAGGGGCCAGAGCUGCCUUUAGCUGCUGAGGCUUCCUGCACUGCUCCUGCACCUCUGCAGCAAGAAAAUGCAGUGCCACCAGCGAGUCUCUGGGACGCUGAGAAAAGCAGGCAGCCUGCUGGCUGCUUAGAAAUGGUCCCGAGGUCGGAGGGCUCUGCACCUGCUGAACGCUCUCUGGAAAAUCUGCAGAAGCCAAACGGAAACACUGAGCACCCCGAGAGCAGCGAGAUGGAAAGAAAGGCAGGCGUGUGUGCUAGGGGUGUUGAUCCUGAAUCGCUAAUAAGCUUGGAGAGAACGAAGCAAGAACCGGCUUCAUCUGACGGGGCAGCAGCUGAGAACUUCCCUGCGUAUUCUGACAGGGAGCCACAAGCCAGCGGAGCUGGGAUCUCUACAGGCGGCGUGCAGGAGGGUGACUUAGAUGAUGCUGCUACCGCAGAGGAAAAUAACUUAAUUACAGAGGGUAAUGCAGAGCCGGUUUCAUCUGAAGAGGAUGUAAGUUGUCAGCCUGAACACUGCCAGGAUCCUGAGCCAAAUGAAGAGGGGAAAAAUGAGUACAGUGGUCCAGACACUGCCAAGAGCAUCUCUGAUGUGGCAGCUUCAGCGCUUGUUCCGGGAGGAUCUUACAGUUGUGAAAAACUGCCAGACAACUUUAAUGUGUUACCUGGGGAAAACGAGGAGACACGCGUUCAUGGCAGUCUUAUGCAUGACAUUAGGUGUCAGAAUGACACAGAGAUGAUACAGGAUGAGCCAGGAAAUAGGAAAUGCCUGGAAACAUCAGAAAGUACACAAGAUCCACAGCAAGAAAAGAAAGGGACCAUGCAUGGGUUAAUGGAUUACUUAAAAAAUGAAGCCAGCCAGAAUGGUUGCUUGCAAACUGACUCUCAGCUAGAAUCUGGCACUAUGACUGAGGGCGAUGUAAGAGAAAAUAGUGGUGCAGUUCUAAGCACAGCAAAGACGGGUAGCGAAAAAACUGAAGACAUCCCUGAAACAGGUACUGCGAGGAUGUUAGUCACCGGCGAGGGUGGCUUAGCUUUAAACACAAGGACUGGAGAGCUGCAGACAGAGCUGUGCAAAAAUCCCUCUGCACCUAUCGCCGGGAUGGAGCAGGGCGAGCGUUCUGAGCGUGCAGACCUCUCUGGUGCUGCAAAUCAGCUGGGCAAGAUGAACUCAGAACAUGAAGGCUCACCUCAGGAAGCCACAAGAAAGCUAUCCCCGCUUGCAUUUAUGGAGCCUACGACACUUGACCUCUGCAAACUUCCAGACGUGGCUGUGUCAGGAUUGCCUUCUGAAAGCCCUCCUGGGCCAGGUGAUGAUAUACAGUUGGCUGCUGCCCUUGAUCCUUCUGAGCAACCGCUGCCUGUUCCUGCGGCUUACGGAAAUGUUGAGCCCGGGGAUGCUGCUGAGCUGACUGCAGCAAGCACUUCCAAGCCUGAUAGCUGCGGCGAAGCUGAUAAGCUCGUUCCUGGGGAUGUACCUCUGACUGCAGCCCCUGGUGAGGGUGUAGAGCUGCCUCCUCAAGAAAGUGAAGGCUUCACGGAGGAAAUAAAGAGGAGCUCUGACUCAGAAGAAGCAUUUGAGACCCCGGAGUCCACCACACCGGUCAAGGCCCCGCCAUCACCACCCCAGCCACCCCCCGAAGCGGCGGCAGCGGUUGUAGCAGACCUAGCAGAGCAAGAAAUAAAGCCCCAGCUGUCCUUGGAAGACACAGGAUUAUCUUCCGAAACUCUCCCUGUAGCUGAUGUGUCCCACAGUGAAUCCGUUGAAGAAAGCCCUUUCCGUCCCCCUUCCCAUUCUUUUUCCACCGUCUUUGAUGAGGACAAGCCGAUAGCCAGCAGCGGAACGUACAACUUGGACUUUGAUAACAUUGAGUUGGUUGAUUCUCUCCAUGCCUUAGGACCGAGCUCUCCGGAAUCGAAGAAUCGUGACCCCAAAGCGAAUGUUCGAAGAAAAUCGACCGAUUCAGUGCCAAUUUCCAAAUCGACGUUAUCUCGGUCUCUUAGCUUGCAAGCUAGUGAUUUUGAUGGAGCGUCUUAUCUUGGCAAUAACGAGACGCUAGCGCCAGCAGCAGAUGCAUAUGGUACUGGUUCAAGUAGUGCUUCCAGUACCCUUAAGCGAACAAAGAAAUCCAGGCCAGCUUCCGUAAAAAAGAAGCCGUCAGCAAAAAAAUCUCUCGAUGCUCCGCCGGUGAAGGAAACGCCACAAGAGCCGUCUGACCUUGGCCAAGCAGCUUCUGCCCCAGGUGAGGAUAAACCAACGUCUGAAGCAAAGGCUGACUCAGUAAAACCUGAAUGUACUGAACCUUCUAAAAUCUCUGCUGAGAAACAGGAGGCCCCGGCUGUGCCUGAGGGAUCCUACCCUUUGGAUCCAGACACUUUUGAAGGGAUUAGUGCGUUUAGCACUGGAGGCAGCAAAGUACAAAACUCUCCCCCUGCCAGUAAGAAAACGCUACCUCUUACAACGGCACCUGAGGCUGUGGAGGUGACUCCGCCUGACACCGGAGGACAAGAGGACCCUCCGGUCAAAGGUGUUGCGGUGAGGCUGGAGUUUGAUUAUUCUGAAGAAAAAGGGAUCGGUGAAGACCCGCAGGAGAGCACUCCUCCUAAAAAAGCAGGUAAAAAGCCUGGUGCUAAAAUGCCACUACGGAGGCCAAAGACUAAAAAGUCAGUGGAAAAGCUUGAUAAUGUUCCCACCACACCAACCAAGACACCCACUGAUCCAAAUGAGAUCCCUAUCACAAAAGGAUCUUACACUUUUGAUAUUGACAAGUGGGACGAUCCCAAUUUUAACCCAUUCUCAUCUAGUACAAAAAUGCAAGAAUCUCCCAAACUGCCUCAGCAAACGUACAGUUUCGAGCCAGACGUGUGCGAGGACUCUAUUGACCCUUUCAAGUCUUCUUCUAAGAUCGCCAGCUCGCCCACCAAAUCUCCAGCCUCCUUUGAGAUACCAGCCAGUGCCAAUGAAACAAACGGGACCGAUGGAGACAGCUUGAAUAAACCCGCAAAAAAGAAGAAGACGCCUCUAAAGACGAUGGUAGAAGAUGUGAUGUCUGUAUGUUCUCUGUUUGAUACUUUCAGGGUGAAAAAAUCACCAAAAAGAUCCCCACUGUCCGAUCCUCCUUCUCAGGAUCCCACGCCACUGCCUACUCCAGAAACACCUCCUGUCAUAUCCACGGUGGUUCAUGCGACAGAUGAGGAGAAACUGGCGUCUUCGGUGACCAGUCAGAAGUGGACCUGCAUGACUGUGGACCUGAACACGGAUAAGCAGGAUUACCCGCAGCCAUCUGAUCUGUCUACGUUUGUUAAUGAGACUAAAUUCAGCUCUCCUACCGAGGAAUUGGAAUAUGGCAACUCAUACGAAAUAGAAUAUAUGGAGAAAAUUGGCUCCUCUGUGCCUGAUGACAGCACCCCGAAGAAACAAUCUUUGUACCUAAUGUUUGAUGCACAGCAAGAGAGCCCAGUCAAAUCGCCUCCUGUCAGACUGUCUGAUUCCACGACGCCGUGCUCAGGGUCAAGUUUUGAAGACCCUGAAGCCCAACAAUCCUCUGGAAUAAAAAUACAACAUCCAGCUUCCCGAGUCCUAACUGCGAGCCAAGAGGCACACUUACAGUCCCCAGACAUGUCAAAACAGAAAGACUUGGAGCCCAUGACCCUAGGAACAACUCCAGAGGUUAUUGAAAUAACAUCUCCUGAAGACUCCUUUGUCUCUGCUGAUGCUCUUCUCAACAGGAUAUCUAAGAAAACCUCAAUAUGUGAUCAGCCUGAAUAUCUAGAUCCUGACUUAGCAGAAAAGAACCCACCAGUAUUUGCUCAGAAACUUCAGGAGGAGUUAGAGUUUGCUGCAAUGAGGAUAGAAGCACUGAAGUUAGCCAGGCAGAUUACCCUGUCUUCUUUCCGCUCCUUAGAUGCCGAGAGAGAACCUGCUAUCCCAGCAGAUGUUUCCAUCUCUAAAAGUGCGCUGUACUCCCGGAUCGGCACCUCAGAUGCAGAAAGCACCACAAGUCUUCUCUACCCCCAGCAAGACUUAGACUCUGCACUACGACUGGCCAGAGCAGAGAUUGUGGCCAAGGAAAGAGAAGUAUCUGAGUGGAAAGAGAAAUAUGAAGAAAGCAGAAGAGAAGUGAUGGAAAUGAGGAAAAUAGUUUCAGAAUAUGAGAAGACGAUUGCUCAGAUGAUAGGCAAGCCUGAGGAUGAGCAGAGAGAGAAAUCUGUCUCCCAUCACACCGUGCAGCAGCUGAUAGUGGAGAAGGAGCAAGCUUUGGCAGAUCUGAACUCAGUGGAGAAAUCACUGGCAGAUCUUUUCAGGAGAUACGAGAAAAUGAAAGAAGUACUGGAGGGGUUUCGAAAGAAUGAAGAAGUAUUAAAGAAAUGCGCGCAGGAGUAUUUAUCCCGAGUAAAGAAAGAAGAACAGAGGUAUCAAGCUCUCAAAAUUCAUGCUGAGGAGAAACUGGACAGAGCCAAUGCUGAAAUUGCACAAGUGAGAGGCAAGGCUCAGCAAGAGCAAGCAGCGUAUCAGGCCAGCCUUCGUAAAGAGCAGCUGAAAGUGGAUGCAUUGGAAAGAACACUGGAACAAAAGAAUAAGGAGAUAGAAGAAUUAACAAAGAUCUGCGAUGAACUGAUUGCCAAAAUGGGGAAAAGCUAACUUUUAACCAAAUCUCUGGACUUCGAUACUGAGUGCAAUAUGACCAUUGGCACACUGACGUCCAUACAUUUACGUGGACAGGUUAUAUUUUCACUUUUUCGUAUGCACUACUGUAUUUUCUUUCUAAAUAAAGUUGAUUUAAUUGUAUGCAGUACUAAGAUGACUAUCAGAAUUUCUUGCUAUUGUUUGCAUUUUCAUAGUAUAAUUCAUAGCAAGUUGAUCUCAAAGUUCCUGUAUCAGGGAGAUUGUCAAGUUCUCUAAGAAAUUACAAAUUGCUGAUCCUAGCCUUCCCUUUGUACAUGAGUUCCCAUGUUGGAUGUCUUUUGGAUUUAAUAUAAACAUGUAUUACUUGCAUGGGGACUCUUGCCUUAAGGAGUGUAAACUUUAUCUGCAUUUGCCGAUUUGUAAAAUAAAAUGAAAAAUGAAAAAAAAAAUGAAAAUGCAUGUCACUUAAAUGAAAUUCUCUAUUGUAAAUAAAUUUUUUCGUUGAAACUUGAA